GACGCUGAUUGUCCUGUUUGUUUUGAAUUCCAGAUUUAUGAAUAACAGAGUUCCGUCCAAUAAGAGAUACCAGCCCACAGACUAUGAACAUGCUGCCAACUGUGCUACACACGCGCUGUGGGUAAUCCCCAGCCUAUUGGGCAGCUCUGUGCUGCACUUCCUGUCUGAGGACCAAUGGGAGCGCGUCUCAGCCUGGCUCUAUGGGGCGGGGCUUACCUCCCUCUUCCUCAUCUCUACUCUGUUCCACACUGUGACCUGGAAGAAGAGCCACCUACGGUCUGUGGAGCACUGUUUCCACAUGUGUGACAGGAUGGUGAUCUAUUUCUUCAUAGCGGCCUCCUACGCACCCUGGUUGAACCUGCGGGAGCUAGGACCCUGGGCCUGUCACAUGAGGUGGUUGGUCUGGGUGAUGGCCUCUGUCGGAACCACAUACGUCUUCUUCUUCCACGAGAGGUAUAAGCUGAUGGAACUGAUCUGUUAUACAGUGAUGGGAGUGUUCCCUGCCUUGGUCAUCCUGACCAUGCCGGACCGCGAGGGGCUGUGUGAGUUGUUAGUGGGCGGAGCCUGUUACUGUCUGGGCAUGGUGUUCUUCAAGAGCGAUGGCCUCGUCCCAUUCGCCCAUGCCAUCUGGCACCUGUUCGUUGCCAUGGGAGCGGGCGUCCACUACUACGCCAUCUACCGGUACCUCUACACGCCAGCAGCCGAUCAGAUGAAGACAUCCAGAUGACACACGGAGGCCUGGGGGGGCGAGGGGUGAUGACGUCACAGGAAGUUGAAGAAAGGAGUGGCCUAGUGAAGAAGUGAUGUCAAGAACGGAGGAAUGGAGAGAUGAGAAUAGAACCAUGGAAACAUGGAGAGAUGAGAAUAGAACCAUGGAAACAUGGAGAGAUGAGAAUAGAACCAUGGAAACAUGGAGAGAUGAGAAUAGAACCAUAGAAACUGUUAUUUCACGCUUUAUUUUCUUAUUCAUUCUUUCCCUGGUUUGGGUUUAUGUGCCCUGGUCAGACAUGAUGUAAAUCACUGGUUUAUGUGUCCUGGUCAGACAUUAUGUAAAUCACUGGUUUAUGUGUCCUGGACAGACAUUAUGUAAAUCACUGGUUUAUGUGUCCUGGUCAGACAUGAUGUAAAUCACUGGUUUAUGUGUCCUGGACAGACAUGAUGUAAAUCACUGGUUCUCUAGAUGGAAGAGUCCGUUUUUAAGGCUGUCCCAAAUGGCACCCUGUUCCCUACAUACAGAGCCCUGGUCAAACACAGUGCACUAUGGGCAAUAAGGUACCAUUUGGAACAGCCUAAAUGACCGUACAGCGACGCGUCUUUAACUGUCUGUCUGUCUGUCAGUGUCCUGAAGCUGGAGACGGGUGGCGACGUCGUCUAGUUACGGAACCCUCCAGUGUAGAAAGCGUGUAGAGUAGCCUGGAAGCCACAGACGGUGGAGGUGUUUCUCCUGAUUGGACUACUAUUACAUUCCAGACUAGUGAAGGUAUUAUCCUACUACAGCCAUUAUUAAUACUAUUACUACUAGU
Coregonus clupeaformis (lake whitefish) is the source of this 1523-nucleotide messenger RNA. Its product is annotated as monocyte to macrophage differentiation factor 2-like. NCBI's taxonomy places the organism in Eukaryota, Metazoa, Chordata, Actinopteri, Salmoniformes, Salmonidae. The transcript is spliced from 6 exons. The annotation marks the transcript as partial. Gene Ontology annotation, molecular function: pore-forming activity. Gene Ontology annotation, cellular component: membrane. The record is from RefSeq and is a predicted model, not a curated record.